AUGGGGUUACUGCUGACGUUGGCCCUGCUGGUGGUCGCUGCUUCGGCUUUCAAGCGGGGUCCAGCGCAACGUCACCGCCGCGACACCAGCACUUUCUGCGGCAUCGCCGAUCUCAGCACUCUGUUGAUGGAUAAUUGCCCGGAUGCGUCGACCUUGCCGCUCGCGGGUCUGAACGGGACUUGCCUAACCGGGCCCGAUCUGCUCGCGUCUGAGGAUGACAACUGGUCGAUCGCCUGCACGACGCCCGACUCACGAAUGGUCAUCUACGGGCCGUCGUGGAGCAACAACACCCAUGGAUACACCUACGCUGACUACCUCUUCUGUAACGACGAUGGAACGUCGAUCGGCUCCUCGAUGGACUACUGGAUUACCACCAGCAAGUUCGUGCCCGGGCUCGACCACGUCGCCUGCUAUCAGAGUGCUUCCGCCCAGAAUGAGGCCCUGUUCCAUAAGUCAACCUGCGACGUUAGCCGCUUCACCCUGAUGCAGAACUGGACGACGUGCCCUGACUUCAGCACGUUGGAGUAUUACUACCCGAGGACCGCCACUACGGAACCGAUCAAUGCUACCGAGGCAGCCAAGCUCCAGAUGUCUUGUGAGACCAACUACCUGACGUCCUACUUCUACCCACGCCAGAUCCUGACCGCCUUCCCAUAUUCGAGCUACUUCUGUGCUUCGGGAAGAACGUUCAUGAUCCGCGACAACCACGUGAUCCCCCUCCGCAUCAUUCUCUGCGAGUCGACCCACUGGACGGCUGUAACGAACGAUAACGUCCGCUUCACCAUCAACACCACCACCGAUUCCAUCUUCUGCACGUUGCCGACGCAGAUGGUUGGCAAGCCGGUCACCUGUCACGACGUAAUUCCGGCCAACGAUUGCCCAUCGAACAUCACCGAGUACACUUCGGAUCUGAUGCUGAUUCCCUAUUCGAUGCCCGGCCUGGUCCCUGCGAACCCGCAAUGCCUUCAAAACUACACGAUCUGGUACCGGGACCCGAAUAACGGAGUGUCGAACCCGCCGUCAUCCUUCCUAAUCCGUUGCUACCAACCGGGCACGGAUCUCAAUAGCCCGACCCGCGCCAACUCCAGGAUGCUCAUCCUCGUCGAAGACCACGGAAAGUACCACCUGACUCGCACCCUCGGAUGCGGCCCUACUAAAUUCACCCUUGAUGAGCAGUACACCAUCGGGAUCUCGCCUGAGGCUAGGUUCACCUGCGUCGACUCGCUGACCGCGUACGACGCCAUGAUGACGGCCAACGGUUACGAUCCCUCCAACUGGGACUGGAACGCC
Messenger RNA from Mesorhabditis spiculigera, 1290 nucleotides. The record is from the annotation of a GenBank genome assembly. NCBI's taxonomy places the organism in Eukaryota, Metazoa, Nematoda, Chromadorea, Rhabditida, Rhabditidae.